Messenger RNA from Lates calcarifer (barramundi perch), 2288 nucleotides. It is a transcript of the gene galcb, whose product is annotated as galactosylceramidase b. Gene Ontology annotation, cellular component: lysosome. The record is from RefSeq and is a predicted model, not a curated record. NCBI's taxonomy places the organism in Eukaryota, Metazoa, Chordata, Actinopteri, Centropomidae. Gene Ontology annotation, molecular function: galactosylceramidase activity. Gene Ontology annotation, biological process: galactosylceramide catabolic process.
AACGUGCACGCAGCCACUGCGCGCAGCUUCCAGGGACCCGCGUCUGUGAGGAUGGAACAGAAGGUGGUCGCGGUGAUUGUUUUAUUCCUCACUUUGUCUUUAGGUUUCUGCUCGUCACACACUUAUGUCUUGGACGAUAAAGCCGGGCUGGGGAGAGUUUUUGACGGAAUUGGAGGUUUGAGCGGUGGAGGGGCGACGUCCAGGUUACUGGUCAGUUACGACGAGCCAUACCGCAGCCAGAUAUUAGACUACCUUUUCAAGCCUAACUUUGGAGCCUCUUUGCACAUACUGAAGGUAGAGAUUGGAGGUGAUGCACAAACCACUGAUGGAACAGAGCCAUCUCACAUGCACUAUGAGAAUGAUGAGAACUACUUCCGAGGCUAUGAGUGGUGGCUUAUGAAAGAAGCCAAGAAGAGGAACCCAAACAUCACACUCAUUGGUUUGCCCUGGGCAUUUCCUGGUUGGGUAGGCCAUGGUAAGAACUGGCCCUAUGACUUCCCAGACAUCACUGCAGCAUACGUGGUGAACUGGAUCCUUGGUGCCAAGCAGUUCCAUGACCUGGACAUUCAGUAUGUUGGGAUAUGGAAUGAGCGAAACUACGACAGCAAGUAUAUCAAGCUGCUGCGGUACACUCUGGAUAAAAACGGUCUGGAGAGGGUCAGGAUCAUAGCCAGUGACAACCUGUGGGAGCCCAUUUCCCUGUCUAUGCUGCUAGACCCAGAGCUCAGCAGAGCUGUAGACGUGAUAGGCGCCCACUACCCAGGCACUAACACAGUGAUGGAGGCCCUGAAGACACAGAAGAAGCUGUGGUCAUCAGAGGACUACAGCACCUUCAAUGACGAGGUGGGCGGAGGCUGCUGGGCUCGCAUCCUCAACCAGAACUAUGUCAACGGAAACAUGACUGCCACCAUCUCCUGGAACCUGGUGGCCAGCUACUAUGAGGAGCUGCCAUUUGGCAGAGAUGGCUUGAUGACAGCUGAGGAGCCCUGGAGUGGCAACUAUGUGGUAGAAUCUCCUAUCUGGAUCACAGCCCACACCACACAGUUCACCCAGCCAGGAUGGACCUACCUGCAGACUGUUGGACAUCUGGCACAAGGAGGAAGUUAUGUCGCUCUUACUGAUGGGAAAGGAAACCUUACUGUUGUCAUAGAAACCAUGACUCAUGAUCAUUCAGUCUGCAUAAGACCUCCACUGCCUCCUUUCAAUGUGACUUUCCAGAAUGCAACUUUCCAGCUGAAGGGAUCCUUUGCUUCCAUCAAGGAGCUCCAAGUAUGGCGGUCACAGUUUAACUUCAAGACGAAAAAGCCCUCCUUCUUUGAGAAACUGACUCCACUGAAGUUAUUAGAUGGAACGUUCACCUUGAAUCUGGCUGAAGAUGAGCUUUACACAUUAACCACAAUUACAAAGGGACAAAAAGGCAGUUACCCAGACCCACCUCCUUCAGCUCGCUUCCCUAAAGUCUACAAGGAUGACUUUAAUGUUGGAAACCCUCCCUUCUCUGAAGCUCCAAACUUUGCAGACCAGACAGGGGUGUUUGAGUACUACAUCAACCUGACUGACCCUGGACCUCAUGUCUUCACCCUGCGACAGGUUGUAACGGAGAGACCCAUCACAUGGGUGUCAGAUGCUGACCAGACCAUCAGUGUCAUAGGAGACUAUCAAUGGCAGAACCUGAUGGUUACAUGCGAUGUGUUCAUGGAGAGUGUUAAGACGGGUGGUGUCUUCAUAGCAGCCAGGGUAGAUAAAGGAGGCCAGUCAGUCCGCAGCGCUAAAGGAGUCUUCUUCUGGGUGUUUGCAGAUGGCACCUACAAAGUUACCAAUGAUCUCGCUGGUCAGACUGUACUCGCAGAGGGUCAGUCUGGUACCCAAGCAUAUGGUUGGCACACCUUAUCACUCACUGUGAAAGGCCAGUAUGCGUCGGGGCAGCUGAAUGGAUACCCACUGUGGAAGAAUGCUGUGGUACUAACUCCAAAGAAUGGCUGGGCUGCCAUAGGAACACAUUCAUAUGAACUAGCUCAGUUUGAUAACUUUGCUGUGGUGGCAGAAUAACUGUGAAAGAAUGAUUUACACUACUUUCUGUUAAUAUUCUUAUUAAAUUAUUGACUUGAUUAAUGCAUUGAUUUGAUACUUGAUACAGUGUUGAAUGUAGAUUAGAUUUUUUUUUCUUUAUAAAGAUUUAAAAGAAUUGGACGGGCACAGAAUGACUGAAAUAAUUGUCAGUGAUUUUGCACUAUGAUUUUUUUUUUAUGGAAUAAAGGGAUUUUAUAAUAAACUGCUUUUAAAAUUGG